Molecule: messenger RNA, 2076 nt
Organism: Neodiprion fabricii
Lineage: Eukaryota; Metazoa; Arthropoda; Insecta; Hymenoptera; Diprionidae
Product: torsin-1A-like
Exons: 3
Coding region: 281-1300 (339 amino acids)
Biological process (GO): cellular response to misfolded protein
Molecular function (GO): ATP binding; ATP hydrolysis activity
Source: RefSeq, a predicted model, not a curated record
UCUUGAGUGUAAAGGACACAAAACUGCUGUCAGUACUGCUGGGAAAAUGACAGGCCAUUUUACUAUACAUGAACUCUGAAAACAUUUUUGCCGGCUUGAAUUUUCGGGAGACAUGUGUAGUCAAACUUGUUUUCAAAGUGCCGUAAAUAGAAUGUAGAUUUGUUCUAAACACUUCGAACAGUCAUUUAUAAUAUUUUCAUUACCUAUCACAUGACUGUUGUAUGGGGAGAUAGAAUUUCCUUAUUUCAGAAAAAAUUUACCAUUAAAUUAAAUUUGAAAAAUGAAUUUUAGAACAUUUCUGAAAAUCGGUAUUUGUUUAUUAUGCCUUAAUUGCGGAGAGUGUUUUAUUCCGCUAAUUCCUGUCGCAGUAGGUGGAUUAGCAGGCCUAGGUUAUAUGACAUGGUGUAGUUUCAGGGAGUGCUGCACAAAUCAGUACAUUCCAGCUGAUUUUACUUUGCUUAAUACUACACUGAACACUAAACUUUACGGCCAACAUUUGGCACAUGAAACCGUGCUGCACGCAUUGAAAGGUCAUUUCGAAGAUACAAAUCCGAAGAAGGCAUUAGCUAUGAGCUUUCACGGUUUACCUGGAAGUGGUAAAAACUAUAUGGCAAACUUUAUCGUUGACGCACUGUAUAAAAAUGGUGCUAACAGUAGUUAUGUUCAUUUUUAUAAAGGGCGUCUUCAUUUUCCCGCCGAUGGAAACAUCGCUGAAUAUCAGCGGAACCUUCGAGACGAAAUAACGAAAUAUCUUCAGGUGUGCACACGCUCGAUCUUCAUAUUUGACGAAGUUGAUAAAAUACCAGAAGGAACGCUCAAUAUACUUGUGCCAUUUUUGGACUAUAAUCCAAAGCUUCAAAAUAUAGAAACAACCAAAGCUAUAUUUAUAUUUUUGUCAAACACUGGAGGUUCUGCAGUGGCAAAGCAUCUGCUAGAGAUGUGGCAAGCUGGAAAAAAACGAGACGAAACCACUCUGGCAGACUUUGAAUUGUUACUAGCUAUGGGUGCGUUCAAUGAAAAGGGCGGUUUUCACAAAAGUGAUACAAUCGAAACUAGCCUCAUUGAUCAUUAUGUUCCGUUUUUACCACUUGAGGAAAUUCACGUAAAAAAGUGUAUAAUUGAUGCCUUUCUUAAAAGAGGCGUGGACCCAAGUGAUGAGAUGAUUCAAGAAACUAUGACACAUGUCACCUUCGGGCCACAUCCACAAAACCUUUAUUCCAAUGCUGGUUGUAAAAGACUCGAUCAAAAAGCUUCAGCUAUCAAGCAAAAGUUCAGUUCAAGAAGAAAUUCCAAAUUAUAAAAGUUAGCAUAUAUUUUGGUUCAACGAAUAUGUGUGUGUCGUAGAAGAUUACUAAUCUUUUUUAUUCGUGAAAUAAUUUUGAUAAAAUAUUAAUUCUUAAAUAAUACGGUACUAAUAUUUUUUUCAAAACAAGUAAUAGCCGUAUGUUUGAAAUCGAAAUAUAAUUUCACCGUUAUAAGUAAAAUGUUUGAGGAUACGCUAUCAGUAUGUUAUUUCAUGUUUUAUAAAACUCUCCGAUAGUGGAAAAUAAUGAAGCGUAAUAAUAACUGAAUUUUAAUAACAUAUUGGUGGUGUUAAAUAUUGAUAAUAAACAAACAAACCACCAACAAACUUUAAGUUGUACUUGCCUAGGUUUAUAGAUCUGAAUCCUUAACUCACUUUAACAUGUGAAUCCUACAUAAAUCAGUUUCUGUUACUGUCGUGUAACAGUUAAUACAAAUACAGAAUAUUGGAUAACGCAUUGGUGAACAGAAAGUUUAUUAGUAUUUAUUGGCACAAUUUGAGAACACUUCUCAGACAAUAAAAAUAUUUUAUGUAUACCCCAUUCUAGCAUAAUAGUUCUAAUGAUAGUACGUACACAUACAGGUAAUUGUACAUAUACAUAUGUGUAUAUAUAUACAUAUAUAUAUAUAUAUACUUUUAAAACUUUCUUUGUAUAAUAUUAAAAUAUAUCGAAACCUCAGUGUAAUGGAAUAACAGCUGCAGAGACAGAGGCUAUUCUACGUAUGCAAAAAUAGAACUUUGACAAUGCUUUAUAAGUAUAAAAUCGAACAUUU